Cooperia oncophora is the source of this 297-nucleotide messenger RNA. The record is from the annotation of a GenBank genome assembly. NCBI's taxonomy places the organism in Eukaryota, Metazoa, Nematoda, Chromadorea, Rhabditida, Trichostrongylidae.
UUGAUUUCAGGACCAGAUCCGGACGACCUUCUCGAUCAGGGCUAUACCGACCAGAAUGGUGAAUUCCAACUCCAGGGUGCAACUGUGGAAACGACACCGAUCGAUCCUAUUCUGAAAAUCUAUCAUGACUGCAAUGACGUCACAGGCUUCCUCAGCGUUCCUAAGUCGAAAGUGAAAUUCUCGCUACCAGACAAAUACAUCACCGAUGGUAUGGUACCUCGAAAAACGAUGGAUAUCGGUGCUGUCAAUCUGGAAAUUGAAUUCUUGGACGAAGAACGAGAAUACAUCGUUGAUUAA